GUGAGCAUUCCAUGAUCCAUCAAUUGCUUAAAUAUCACCACCACCACCACCACCACCACGAGUACACUCUGCUGUGCCCACUGUCCACCAGCUGACAUGGCCCUCAAGCACCCUUCGACUCCUCAUCUUCUCGCCCGUCACGAUGCAGUCGGCGUCACCAUUUCGAGACCCGAAUACGACAGCCUGGUAAGUCUCCCAUCUCGCCACCUAUCCGGGACCCACGGCAUCUGGCAUCUCGUUAAUCGUCUGGACAGCUGCGCGACUCGCGGGAAUUCCAACUACUCAAGAACGCGCUGUUCAGUGGAGGCAUCACGCCCGACACACUUGCUCUGCUUAUCGCUGGCACCGCUCAAGCCGCACAGAAGGAGUGCAACUCCACUGUGAAUGCCUGGGCAGACGACUUCGACGACUCGUCGCCGACGACCUUGCAGCCCGCACCGCCGCCACUCCACCAUUAUGGAACAUGCAGCUCCAUUCCCUGGAAAUCCGGCGUGUCUGUUCCUACUUUCAGUCUCGCACCUGGCAACGCCGUUUGCCACAAUGAAGCACGCUCGCCCAUCCAGCCCAUGACGCACCGCACCUUCAACAAUGCGUCUGGUCCUCAACGUCUCGCUAGUUAUGGCGCGCAUCCGUCUUGUUACAUGGAAGACGCCUGUGUGGACGAAGCCGAUAGCCUGUUGGAUGAGGGUCCCGACGUGGAGGAAACAGAUGCCAAGACCGGCCAGAUUCUGCGAACGCUGUACUUCACCGGCUUCAAUAGCCGGACCACCUAUCGUGAUUUGUGCUCCGUCAUCAAGGGCGGCAAGUUACUCAGCAUAUCUAUGCGCUCAGAGAAGAGCGCGACAGUGACCUUUCUCGACGCGGCCGCAGACUACCUGGCAUGGGCCAAACGAAACGACGUCUAUUUGAAUGGGAGGCGCGUCGAGGUUCGCUGGGCUGAGCGUCAGUACAAGCUCAACGGGCACAUUCAAAACAAAAUCGACAGUGGAGCCACUCGCAAUCUUCUGAUCCGUAACGCAGUGGAAAAGGGCUUCACUGAGACCCAGAUCCGGGAUGACAUGGAGCACAUCCACAACCUUGUCGUGAUCGAAGUCCGAUUCAUCGGUGGCAGUGCAUAUGUGUAUACCAACUCGAUCCCUAAUGCUCUGUUCGCGAGGACGUGUAUGAUGAGCCGAACGACCUACCGAGGCUGCAAGAUCUCCUUCUUCCCUGAUGAGUGCGAUCAGCCACUGCCAGCUCGUGCCGUGGCGCCCAAGGCGAUGCCGAUGGAGUCAGCCAGCAGAAAGGCGCCUCCACUUGCAAAUCGCUUCGAUAUGCUGAAUCUCGAUGGCACGAGCUCUGUGUCCGGCAGCAGUGACGAAGAGCAUCGCACGCCCGAGCAAUCGUCGUUGCCAGACGACGAGGAGGAGGAUGAGGAUGAGGAGGAUGCCAUCGGCUACACCUCACGCCAUGGCGUCAGCCUUCAUUUUCUGGACUCUGACAGCACAACGUGAGACUCACCUAAGCUCUCCUCUCGGGGCUUCAAUUCCCAUGGUUGGUGGAGAAGCUACCAUGUUGACAGUCGUACAGUCGUGACACGACUUUUUAGUUUCGCACGAGCGCGCACAUGGAGUCUACAAGCUGGUAGAAUGCAUUUUAGAGCGGCGCACAGGGAUUCACGGGUUUGGAAGUUGGUAUAGCAGACGGGCGUUGUUGGUGGACAGUAAGUAUGCUAGAGAUACC
Messenger RNA from Sphaerulina musiva SO2202, 1722 nucleotides. RefSeq lists its product as uncharacterized. NCBI's taxonomy places the organism in Eukaryota, Fungi, Ascomycota, Dothideomycetes, Mycosphaerellales, Mycosphaerellaceae. Gene Ontology annotation, molecular function: nucleic acid binding. The transcript has a single exon. The record is from RefSeq and is a predicted model, not a curated record. Bases 567 to 1493 code for a protein of 308 amino acids.